UAUACAACAAAAUGAACAUAAUAUGACCAUAAGAGAAUAAGAAUUGAAACCCUAGGACCCCAAGGUCCUGAACGGCCGAACCCAACCUGAAUAUCAUUGUACAGGUACUUCAAGCACAGCAAUUUUUCCAGCUUCAUUCUGUAUGGUGAAUCCAAUACCUUUUCUUGUAAGUAAUUGAUCUUUUAUAUUAUCUUCUGCCAUUUAUAUAUACUUAUGUUUAAUACGAUAUUUGGAUCUGGAUAUGAGUGUAUGAUAAUUCUAAGAUUUGGUGUUGAAUUUUUAACUAGUUAUUAUAUUUUUGAAAGGUUAGAUAAGUGGUUAAAAUGUUGCUAGUGGAUUGUUUUUGGAUUGUUGGGAUACUGAAGUGUUUUGAUUUUUUUUAUGCUUUUAGAUUUUAAUAUGAAACCAAAUCGACCUCUUGCCAAGAAAGGAAGAACCUUAUUAUCUUUUUUUACAAAGAGCGACAAACCCAAGGGUGGUCCAACUCCUACGGUACCCAAUCCUCCAAUUGCUACUCCAACUCCUAUGAUACCUAAUCCUCCAAUUGCAUCUCCUAAAAUUGAACGGUCUUUAUUUUUCAAUGUUGAGUUAGAACCAUCUGAUUCUAUAGAACGAGACCCAGGAAAAAGAAAGCAAAUAUAUGAAUAUCCGUUUAAUGAACGUGAUCAAAUUAGGCAUGCCUAUUUAAAAGCUAGGCCUUAUCAACCAAAACUUUUGGAGUAUCAAAGCAAAGAAUUUGGAAAACAGAACGUCAAUUUCAAGAGCAUUGGUACAAUCAGUAUUCUUGGUUGGAGUAUUCGCCUUCAACACAUAAGGCAUAUUGCUUUUUCUGCUUUCUUUUUCUCAAUGAAAGCGUUCCACCUAAUAUUUCAUCAUUGGUUACUAUUGAAUUUGAUAGUUGGAAGAGGGUUGGUCAGGGAAGUAAAUGUGCAUUUCUUGUUCAUAUUGGUACAACAUCUUCAUCAUAUCAUAAUGGCUGUAAGAGAAGAGCUGAAGAUCUAAUGAAACCAACACAACAUAUUGACAAGAUAAUACACGAUGUAUCAAGUGAGGAAAAACAGAAAAAUCGUUUGAGUCUAAUGACCACAAUUAUGAGUGUUCGGUGGCUAGCACUUCAAAGUUGUUCAUUUAGAGGCAAUGAUGAAUCUCCAUCUUCACUGAAUCGUGGGAACUUUCUUGAAAUGGUAGAUGCAUUUGGAAAAAUGAAUACAAAAAUAGGAGAAGUUGUGUUGGGUAAUGCUCCAAAAAAUGCUACAUACACAUCUCCAGACAUUCAAAAAGAGAUUUUGAGCAUUAUGACUAACAGAGUAAGACAGUGAAUCCGUAAAGAAAUUGGGGAUGCAAAGUUUAGUAUUCUUGUUGAUGAAGCUCGAGAUGCAUCUUCACAAGAACAAAUGGCUAUUAUCUUGAGGUUUGUGAAUGGUAAUGAAAUUUUGACAGAGCUUUUUUUUGCAAUCAAAAGUGUUAGUGACACUACAUCGUUGAAUCUUAAGAAUCAAAUUUCUGAUGUUCUUGUUCGUUUCAACAUUCAAGUGCAAAACAUAAGAGGUCAAGGGUAUGAUGGUGCUAAUAACAUGCGUGGUGCUUGGAAUGGACUACAAGCAUUAUUUCUUAGAGAUUGUCCAUAUGCAUAUUAUAUCCAUUGUUUUGCUCAUCGUUUACAACUCAUGUUGGUUUCAGCAGCUAGGGAUGUUGCAGAUAUUAAUUCAUUCAUUUCAUAUUUGGACAAUGUUAUUAAUAUGAUUACAUCAUCUCCUAAGCGCAUCAAUGAGUUGAAAAGCUCCCAAAAAAAAGAAAUUGAACAUUUGUUGGAAAUUAGAGAACGAGAGACUGGAAGUGUGGCUAAUCAAAUUGGUAACUUGCAACGAGCUGGAGGUACUCGUUGGUCUUCUCAUUACAACUCUGUAAAGAGUUUGAUUGAUAUUUAUGCUGCAACUUGCAAGGUACUUAAGUAUCUUAGUGAUCAUUCUCCAAAUGUAAGAACUCGGUCUGAAGUGGAUGGUGUAUACAAAAAAUUGACAACAUUUGAAUUUGUAUUUAUCUUGCAUUUAAUGCGUAGAAUAUUAGUAAUUGUUGAUGUGCUUUGUUAG
This is a messenger RNA of Olea europaea var. sylvestris, 2090 nucleotides long. RefSeq names its product zinc finger MYM-type protein 1-like. The transcript is spliced from 3 exons. The record is from RefSeq and is a predicted model, not a curated record. Lineage: Eukaryota; Viridiplantae; Streptophyta; Magnoliopsida; Lamiales; Oleaceae. The coding region runs from base 1395 to 2090 and encodes 231 amino acids.